This is a messenger RNA of Hemisphaericaspora subhashii, 843 nucleotides long. It is a transcript of the gene MET8, whose product is annotated as bifunctional precorrin-2 dehydrogenase/sirohydrochlorin ferrochelatase. Lineage: Eukaryota; Fungi; Ascomycota; Pichiomycetes; Serinales; Debaryomycetaceae. Gene Ontology annotation, molecular function: precorrin-2 dehydrogenase activity; protoporphyrin ferrochelatase activity. The transcript has a single exon. Gene Ontology annotation, biological process: siroheme biosynthetic process. Bases 1 to 843 code for a protein of 280 amino acids. The record is from RefSeq and is a predicted model, not a curated record.
AUGUCAGAGAAGAAAGCUUCCUUGCUACUUGCAUGGCAAGUCAAAAACAAGCAUUGUUUGGUUAUCGGAGGAGGAGAUGUUGCCUUAUCGAGAAUCCAUCAUUUACUUAAUGCUGAGGCUAAGAUCACCGUUGUUAGUGGAGAUUCCAAGAUCCAUCCUGAUAUUAUUGAAUUAAAUGAACAAGGCAAAAUAUUUAAAUUGAUUAAAAGAGAUUAUGAAUCGAAUGACUUGACAACUUAUGAAAAUAUUCAUUCUAAUAUUCGAGAUCUUGAUGAAAUUACAUUUGAAAAAUAUGGAAUUAUUCAAGAUCAAGUUAUGAAUGAAAUAUUUGCUAUUAUAUGUUGUUGUAUUGAUGAUUAUGAAUUGAGCACCAAGAUCUAUUAUCAAUGUAAGUAUCUUAGAUUACCGGUUAAUAUUGCUGAUAAGCCACAUCUAUGUGAUUUUUAUUUUGGAUCAAUGUUAAAUUAUGAUAAUUUACAAAUUAUGGUUAGUACAAAUGGGAAAUCUCCUCGAUUAUCACGAUUAGUUAAAGAUAAUAUUAGUAAAGAAUUCGAAGAUGUGGAUAUGAAUCGAGCAGUUGAGAAUUUAGGUAUGAUUAGAAGUAGAUUACGUGAAUUGGUUAUGGAUGGUGAAGAUUUAAUUAGUAUUGAAACUAGAAUGACUUGGAUCAAGACUUUGACCGAUUUCUUCACCCUUAAAGAAUGGAGCGAGUUGAAUUUGAUUCCUCCGCCCUCGCCUCCUCCCCAUGAUAAUCGAUUUCAAUAUGUUGAUAACAUAAUAAGGUACUUUCCUGAUUAUCCACCUCAAGAUUAUGAAGAAUUCAAGCAAGAGGUUUUGAGAUAG